Messenger RNA from Neolamprologus brichardi, 2789 nucleotides. RefSeq lists its product as uncharacterized. NCBI's taxonomy places the organism in Eukaryota, Metazoa, Chordata, Actinopteri, Cichliformes, Cichlidae. The record is from RefSeq and is a predicted model, not a curated record.
UUUAGUCAGUGCCUGUUUUUAAAAUGCUGUCCGACUGUAUUUAACAUUUUGUGAAUGUUUUUAGGAAACUUACUUACUGCUAAACAUAUUUUGAGCAGUUUUCCCUGGUUUCAUUUACCCAAGGGAGUGUGUGUUUCCUGAUUUGUAAUGAAAGUGGAGUCAUCCAGCGGAAACGGUCUGAGGAUGUACGCAAACAGAUCUGAACACAGUUCCAGGCGGCAGUACAGCGAGAGAAGUUCACGGCAACGGGAUGAAUAUGACAACAGAUGGGAGAAAAGGCGUGACCCUCCCAGAGACAUGCCACGGGAGUCGUAUCAUAAAUAUGGUGGGGAUGCACGCAGCAGCACAGAGAGGAAAAAAAGUAGGGAGUACAGUGAGUCUCCGAAGAGGCUGUACAGCAAAGAUACACUGAACAGGGACCGGAGCAGGAAGAGCCCGGCGAGGAGACGCAUGUCUUCACCAGUGCGGGACCCCUCUGACAACAAAAAGCAGAGGUUUGCAGAUGACGACGAGCGGGAUUACAGGUACAGGCGUGAGGCUCAGGAGAAAACGUACAGGCCUUCACCGGACAGUUUUUCACGGUCGCAUCUAACCAGGAAUGUUGAAGAUACGUCACCACAAAAUGAGGAUUUCAAGUACAGGAAAACACCUCAGGACUCCAGGCACAGGCCUCUGCACGAGGAGUUCCCAUACAGGCAGCUAAAUGAUGAGUUAACAUACAGACGACUGUCGGGGUCUUACAAAGAUGGAGAUGAAUAUGAGAGGGGCCGGGAUCCAUCACAAGAGAGGGCACGAUCACAGGAGAGGAGUUAUGUCAAUCCCAGAGAGAGGACGGACAGUCCUCUCACUUCUGUAUAUGAUGAGGAUUAUCGCCAAACUGGAACAAGAUUUCCAUUGAAUGGUUCAAACCGACAGUCUUUUGAGAGUGAUGCACCCAGUCGAAGCGCAGCUGUUUCUGAGCAGAAGUCAACCAAAGGCUUCCAGCGUUUCCUCGACGUGCUAAACAAGGGCGUGAAUGUCGACGUUCUCACUAAGAUUGUGACUCAGGCCUCGGACGACGACGAUCAACCCGUUUCUCAAACCUUAUUACCGAGCCCUGCUGAUCAUCUGUGGUCUCCAACUCACAAUGCUGGGAGGAAUCAAGGAAGCCACCAGGAUAACAGCUACUGGAGUGAAAGCGAAAGGUCCCGCAGACCAGUUUCCCCGGAGACUCAUCGAAGGUCCAUCAGCCCAAAACGGUGCCCACUCUCUGAUGAAAAGCCCCUUCAGGGGAAUGAUGGCAGGGAAGCCUACUUCCGCAGCAGAUCCAGGUCCCCCUUGGUGGUGGAAAGGGUGCCGCUGCCACCUGAGGAUGAACACAAGCGUAGGCAAAUGCAGGAUGUGCUGCAGGCCAUUGGCAUGGAUUUGGGAUUUGAAGAGCUUGGCCAAAUGUCUCAUAGAAUCCAGGAGCGGCUGUAUGGAAAGAAGGAUGGUGAUUUGGCUCGGAAAGUUGGGAGGGAGAAGGGCACGAGGCGACCGAUUUCCCCGAGACGUCAAAGUAGAGCAUCAUCAUCAUCGAGCAGAUCUAGUUUUAGCCCCUUAAAUCAGAAUUAUUACAGUAAAAAAGACUCGUACAGUGCAGAGAGGGACGUAACAGAUGUGCAUCAAGUAUACAAAACUGCUGAGUAUGACCAGAAGACGAGCAGCAGCACAGGACAGGACAGUAAGAACUGCGAAGGGAAAUCUCAGGAGAGCGCUGCUGCAUUACAACCAUUUUCUCCUAAUUCCUCAUACCCUUCAUCCAAACCUCCAUCUGCUCCGGUGGUGCCGACGUACCCUCCGGUCAACUGCUCACCGAUGCCAUACCCACCUGUCCCGCCAGCUGUGCCUCCACCAAUGCCCCAUGUUGGGCCGGGGGUUAUUAUGCCACCCUUCGUCCCGUACCCCGGCCCCCCGCCUAUGAACAUGUAUCCAACCAUGCUCCCGCAAGCGAGCCACAUGUUCCCGCAUCACGUUAAUCAUCCACAGCCGCCGUAUUUCAGCCAAUCAAAUGUAAGUGCAGUUCAGCCAGUGAACACAACGCAAAAAUCCAAACCACCGACAAGGCCCCGCUGUUUGCAGGUUAUUCAAACCAAAAAAAAGGCUAGAUAAACGAGGCUGCGCAGGAUGGAAGUGAGACUUUGAAAAUGACUGAUGGAAACAGCUGGGCCUUCAGGGAGUCUAUUUUUAACCACAAAACACGCGUUUGAAGCAUCAGAAAACAUCACAGUGAACAUUUGCAAGCAAUCAGGCCAGCAGCAACUAAGAGAACAACACAAUGACAUUAUCAGCUACUGUAUCGUGAGUUUGAUGACAAACUGUAGGUGGUGCUGCAGCUCUUCUUGAUUCUCGGUCUGCUCUCAUACCCAUCACACAUUCACUAGUCUGCCACAACAUUAAAACUGCCGACAGUGGAAGUAGAAACAGCUCGGGUCCUUGAAUUCACACGGAUGCUAUUUUGACAUUGUUACAGCGUUGAUGCAGACCAGGCAUUGGGCUGAUGGCAGCAGCCUCCUCUUGUAUGGCAGUGCAGCCCGUUAUACUACAACAAGUUAUUAAGCCAGCCUACGAAGCUGGACCACCGUAAUUCUCCGAGGCUCACAGGACCCAAAGGAUCCACUGCAGCGUCCGCUCGGAGGUCCUGCAUGCAUGCCUGGACUCCUCAGGCAGUAUGAAGCAGGUGGUUUUAAUGUUGUUUGGUUGGUGUAGCUUAUAAUAGCCCGGUCAUUCUAGGAAAAAAAUAAAUAAAACAAAUACUGAAAGUACAAAAA